This is a messenger RNA of Heterotrigona itama, 597 nucleotides long. Lineage: Eukaryota; Metazoa; Arthropoda; Insecta; Hymenoptera; Apidae. The record is from the annotation of a GenBank genome assembly.
AUGCUUCUACAUAAACACUCAGUAUAUAGUAUUCACCGUGAAUCAGAUGAUCAUUUGUAUCAAUGUUAUCGUACUGUAACAGAUUUUAUUAAAAGAUUCAUCAAUCACAUAAUGCUAAAUGCGUUCAAAAUAAUCGAUAACUUGGGUGAUCUUACUUCUGAUGAUGUAACCGGUAUGACUACGCGAAAAUUAGGUUGCUUCGGUAACGAAUGGGCUACCUGUGGUUGCUUCAAUGCACGAAAUGGGCUAGAAACUGUGAUAAAUGAAAUGGAAUCAUGGAAUGCAUUAUCAGCUUUGAAGGAUUGGAUGUUCCAUGUUAAUUUUAUGGGCCUUCGACGUAAAAAUUGUGUUGAAAUUUAUAUGUAUCAAGUUCUUUGGAGUGUACCUACUCCAGCAUAUCCCGAACCUCAAGUCACAGUCAGUGUACAUUUCUAUAUAGCAACAAGUCACAUUUAUCCAUCUCAUUUUCCCGUCGAUGUUUCAUACGUUUUCGAAGGACAUCAGUUUACACAUACUUUAAAUAUGAUUUUCAGACCUAAAUGGCUUUAUGAUAUUUUAGAUAUGAAAACAAUGAUGUUCAAGACUUUCAAUUUUUAA